Molecule: messenger RNA, 3237 nt
Organism: Vollenhovia emeryi
Lineage: Eukaryota; Metazoa; Arthropoda; Insecta; Hymenoptera; Formicidae
Exons: 2
Coding region: 1-3237 (1078 amino acids)
Biological process (GO): proteolysis
Molecular function (GO): aspartic-type endopeptidase activity
Source: RefSeq, a predicted model, not a curated record
AUGGCGGACGAGGCGAAGACGGACCGCCCGAAAACCCCGGUGUUGGAGGUGCCACAGGGAGACCGCACGUCGGGGAGGACGGCGUCUCCUGCCCGGCUAGCACCGGAGCUCGCGUUGAAGGCUCGGACUCAGAUGGGCCGGAUUACGCUACUCAAGGAGCUUAUUGAUUCCCUGCCGGUUGUCCCAGCGGAGACCUCGCUUGAGGAGGUCUCUCAGUUUCAGCAGCAGGUCGAGGAAACGCACAAGGCCUUUAUCAAGGAACACGCCUACCUUGAGGUCUCCUGGCCGGCGGCGUUCAUCAACGAGGAGUAUUUCUCAGGGAAUGCUCACCUCGACGAGUCGCGGUGCUACCUGCAGGCGCGACGGAUCAUAGGCGUGCUCCGCCACGCACUGACAGCUCAGUCCGCUCAACCGCAGACCAGCUCAUCGUCCGGCGAGACCAGACAGACGCACUCGCGCUUGCCGGACAUCUCACUCCCCAAGUUUACUGGGGAGUAUGCCGCGUGGCCUGCGUUCAGAGAUCUCUUCGCCAAUCUGAUCAUGAACAACGAGCAGCUCACGAACGUCGAGCGACUUCACUACCUCCGUUCGUCGGUGGAAGGCGCGCCAGCUCAGCUGAUCGCAGGUUUUCUCAUGUCUGGAGACUCGCUCAUGCCGUCCUGGGAGUUACUCAAGGAACGGUAUGAGAACAAACGCCUGCUCAUACAAGCCUGCCUUGACAAAUUAUUCGUCAGCUCAACCCCGGUGCCAAGGAAGGCGGCGUCCUUGGAUCGGCUGGUUUCGGGAGUUACGGAGGCGCUCAAGGGACUGGAGGCCCUCGAGGUUACGGACAAGCUCGGGGAUUGCGCGGUAGUCUAUCAUGUCACGCGACUCCUGGAUCGCGUGACACACGAGCAGUGGGAGAGCUCUAUUGGCGCGACGCGUGACUACCCCACGUUCGAGAAGCUCAAGAAGUUUCUAACGACGAAAAUACGGGCUCUCGAGCGAAUAGAAUCAUCGACAGCUCCUUCUGGUCCCCGCGGAGCAUCCUCACCACCGAAGAAGACGACAGCUCACCAGGCUACUCAUCAGUCUGCUCAUCAGGUCGACACAUCAUACCCGUGCGACUGCUGCGGCGCGCAGCAUUUUAUAGUGAUGUGUAGCAAAUUCCGGGCGCUACCACCAUCCGAGCGGCACACGGUGGCGAUACAGAAGCGGUUGUGCUUCAAUUGCCUGGGGCGUCAUGGUGUGCGCGCAUGUAAGUCUCAACGAGGAUGUAAGACCUGCUCGGGCCGGCACCACACAAUGCUGCACGGUACACAGACAUCCUCAUCGGCAGCUCAGAAGUCCGCCUUGGCAUUAGUCAACUCAUCGUCAACGCAUCACUCAGCGCGCCUGCUCAUUGACACAGGAUCCGAGCUCACCUUCGUCUCGGAGAAUCUCAUGCGGCAGCUCAACAUCCCUCGUCAACACUCCGGUCUUCUCAUCACUGGAAUUGCAGGCAAGGAGUGUACUCGGACACGAGGAGUCGUGUCACUCACGUUACGCUCGAUGCAUUCCAACGCAGCUGCCACAAUUCAAGCUCAUGUCCUCCGGACAGUUACAUCAAUCUUACCAUCGUUCGAGGCGGAACCGGAAGAAUGGCCGCACCUCAAGGACUUGGCAUUAGCCGAUCCUGAUUUUCUCAUCCCGCGGCCAGUUGACAUCCUCAUCGGCGCAGACGCUUACGGACAAAUCAUCAAGCCUAAUAUCAUUCGGCAUUCUCCACUCAUGCCGAUAGCGCAACUCUCCAUUUUCGGAUGGCUCGUUCUUGGACCAGUCAAUAGGGAAGCAACACGCACAUCAACGCAUCAUGCUGCUACUCAAUUCAACGAGGAUGCUCUUAUUGAGUUAUUGACAAAAUUCUGGGUUCAAGAGGAGGUGCCUACUCACGUUGUCACUCAGCUCACUCCUAACGAGCAGAGGUGCGAGAAGCACUUCAAUACUACACACUUUCGUGAUUCUCCAGAGAGGUACAUCGACCGGAUUCUACUCAAUUCACCAGACGAUCUUUUGGGUGAUUCUUACAACGUCGCUCAUCAAUGUCUGAAGGGAUUACGCAGACGAUUCUCAAGGGAUGUGAACUAUCAACGGCUCUAUCAACAAUUCAUGAUGGAUUACGAGGCGCUCAACCACAUGACGAAGGCAUCAUCCAUCUCCAGUCGCCGCUCACACUUCUACCUACCACAUCACGGUGUUCUCAAGCCUGACAGUACAACAACGAAGCUGCGAGUCGUAUUUAAUGGCUCCAGCGCAUCAACAUCGGGCUACUCUGCUAACGACCUCAUGUAUACUGGAGCGAAAUUGCAUCUGAAUAUCUCAGAUGUUCUCCUCUGGAUACGAAGACACCGUCACAUCUUCGCUACGGAUAUCACCAAGAUGUACAGGCAGAUCAAAAUUCACAAGGAUGACUGGGAGUUACAACGGAUACUCUGGAUGGAUGAUCAACUCAAUGAAGUGCCAUAUCAUCUGACAACCGUCACCUACGGGACAAAGGCCGCGCCGUUCUUGGCCGUACGGACGCUAUUACAAUUAGCAGAGGACGAAGGGCAUAACUAUCCACUGGCCGUGCCAUCCAUCACUCAUGGCAGGUAUGUCGAUGACAUAUUUGGUGGUGCAGAUACGAUUCAACAAUUGCAGGAGGUCGCACAUCAACUCAAGGGCCUCUGCAUGGCGGGCGGCUUCCCACUGGCAAAAUGGCAUGCUACUCAUCUCGACAUACUCAAGACUGUCACCGACAACGAAGACCAAGGCUUACCAAUCACAUUCGACGAUUGCGCAACCAAGAUACUCGGACUCAAAUGGCUCCCUCAAGAAGACACAUUUGCAUUCUCAACGAGAAGCUCACGCAAGGAAGGCAGGCUCACAAAGCGCCUCGUAUUAUCUGAAGUGGCUCAGAUAUUCGAUCCACUUGGCUUUGCAUCACCCGUCGUGAUCAAGGCCAAAAUUCUCUUGCAGGAGCUGUGGCUGCACAAGCUCCAAUGGGAUGAGCUCCACUGCCAUCCCAGCUCUCAACCCGGUGGCUCAUCAUCAGAGAAGAACUCACAAGCCUGGCCAGGCUCUCAAUACCUCGGUGGCUCAAUACGUGGAGCGACUCGCAAGUGGAACUUCAUGGAUUCUCUGAUGCUUCUCAAUUGGCAAUGGCUGCAGUCAUAUACAUUUCCGUUCACGGCUCAAACGGCGCCACGUUCUCACUUGUGUGCUCCAAGACUAAGGUAG